This is a messenger RNA of Drechmeria coniospora, 1155 nucleotides long. Its product is annotated as Elongator complex protein 4. Gene Ontology annotation, cellular component: elongator holoenzyme complex; cytoplasm; transcription elongation factor complex. NCBI's taxonomy places the organism in Eukaryota, Fungi, Ascomycota, Sordariomycetes, Hypocreales, Ophiocordycipitaceae. The transcript has 2 exons. The coding region runs from base 1 to 1155 and encodes 384 amino acids. The record is from RefSeq and is a predicted model, not a curated record. Gene Ontology annotation, biological process: tRNA wobble uridine modification.
AUGUCGUUUCGCAAAAGGAAUUCCGUUCUGCGCGCUCCCCGGUUGGCCAACUCCGCCCCAGAAGACAAGGCAAUCAUAGCGGCUGGCGUUCGACCGUCCCCUCAUGAUGGCAGAUUGACAACAUCAACAGGAACCAUCACGCUGGACCAGAUUCUCGCAGGUCACGCCGGUCUUCCUCUUGGAUCGUCGCUUCUCAUCCAAGAGUCUGGAACGACGGAUUUCGCCGGAACGCUACUACGGUAUUUCGCUGCAGAAGGAUUAGUACAGGGCCAUCACGUUCACGUUCUCGGCGCCGGUGAUGAGUGGAGGCGAGAUCUUCCCGGGCUGGCCAGCCAUGGAAAGCCCAGUGCUACCCAGUUCACUUCGUCUUCGCCUUCGCCUUCGCCGGAAAAGAUGAGAAUUGCGUGGCGGUACGGAGCUCUCGGCAACGUCCCCAAGCCUGCCAAGGGUGCUGCAGUAGUUCCGGUCACAUCCGACAACGGGAAACCGUUCUGCCAUGAUUUCGACAUGGCUAAGCGACUCGAGUCCGGCGACAUCGCCGGUCAGCUCCUCAGCCACCCGCCCAGCAGUGCGCCGAGCCGGUCGGCGCCGUCAGCUCUUGGGGCCUUCAUUGCCGACACUGCUUUGAGGCUCAAGGAGUCAUCGCCAUCAUCCAUUCAUAGGAUUAUUGUGCCGAGCAUCUUGUCUCCAACCUUGUACAGCCCAACAGCUUGCCAACCGACCGAGGUAAUACAAUUCUUCCAUUCCCUGAGGGGUCUGCUGCGACAGUUUCCGACCCAGGUCACGGCCCUGGUGACACUCCCUGUAUCACUGUACCCACGAUCUACUGGCCUCACAAGGUGGAUGGAACUACUCUCCGACGGAGUCCUCGAGCUCAUUCCCUUCCAGCACCACAGCCAGAUGGGUAGCGGUGGUGCUUUGGAGGGUGACAAGUCGCAGGGCCUGCUGCGAGUUCACUGCCUGCCUGUAUUUCAUGAGAAGGGUGGUGGUUUAGAAGGUGGCUCCAUGAGAGAGGACAUGUCCUUUAAGUUGAGCGCAUCGAGCGGUCUGGUCAUCGUGCCCUUUAGCCUACCCCCUGUCGGAGGGGACGACGGUGCUAAUAACUCUUCCAAGCCAUCCGAAGAUGCGCCUCCCGCUCAUUUGCUCGAUUUUUGA